AUGUUUAAAUUCAUUACCAAUAUAAUCGAGGGAGGAUACAGCGAUUUGUUGCACUUUGAAGGUUUCUUUAAAGCAUCUCAUACAUUGAUGACUCACUCAUCGAUUCCACCUGGCCGUUUGGAUCUUGGUUCCGAUGAUCAUCGAGACCUCCGACUCGUCUACAAGACCUCUACCAUCCCCAAAUUGACACGUGGCAAGGUUUAUUGGUCACAAGGAGCUGUGGUUGGAUGUAGUCGUCAUGAAAUGCCAUUCCUGCAAUGCCAUGAGCUUGAAUGUCCUCAAGAAAACAGUCAAUCAAUCACCAGGGAAAUUAUCAAUAUAACCGGAGUUGGCACGAUUGUUGCCAAAAUCGAUUCUCAAGGGGGCUUCUUGGACUUAUUUGUCCAACAUGAGGUUGGAAUCCGCACUGCAUUUGGAGACAAAGUCAUCAUGGUCAAGUAUGUUGUUAACAAAAGCCAAUGUGGUGAAGGUGUUUCAUUGUUACUGAAGCCUGGUCAAAGAGGACAAUUCAUGGGAGUUCUAGCUGGGUGGGAUAGAAACAAUGGCACAAUGGUUGUCGAUGCACCCCCGGCCACAAUCAAAACCUUCUGCAAAUCUCCAGCAUCCCAUUCGGUCCCAUCAACCAGCUAA
Messenger RNA from Puccinia graminis f. sp. tritici CRL 75-36-700-3, 630 nucleotides. RefSeq lists its product as uncharacterized. NCBI's taxonomy places the organism in Eukaryota, Fungi, Basidiomycota, Pucciniomycetes, Pucciniales, Pucciniaceae. The transcript is spliced from 4 exons. The coding region runs from base 1 to 630 and encodes 209 amino acids. The record is from RefSeq and is a predicted model, not a curated record.